Molecule: messenger RNA, 1083 nt
Organism: Polistes dominula (European paper wasp)
Lineage: Eukaryota; Metazoa; Arthropoda; Insecta; Hymenoptera; Vespidae
Product: sugar transporter SWEET1
Biological process (GO): carbohydrate transport
Cellular component (GO): membrane
Molecular function (GO): sugar transmembrane transporter activity
Source: RefSeq, a predicted model, not a curated record
CUCUUUGACAGCACCGACUGGUACGCAAGUAAUCAUAGCAGCAUUUGUGGAAUAUCAAUCAGUAUUAUUAAGAGGUUCUACCAAAGUUCGUGUUAUAGAGAUCCAUUUGAUGAUUGAGCUUAUUAACGUGAUCACAUAGUUUGAAAAGAUUGAAAAGUAUAAGAUAACCUUGAGAAAAAUUUAGACGAAUUUAUAACUAAAAAUGGUUUUAGAAGAAUAUAAAGAUAUUGUUGGAACAUGUGCUGCAAUUACAACGAUAGGACACAUGUUGUCAGGAACAUUUGUAUGCAAAGACAUUUACAAAAAGGGAACCUCAAAGGGUUUUGAUCCUAUGCCCUUUUUGGGUGGUAUAGGAAUGACAAUAUUAAUGCUGCGUUAUGCUUUGAUGCUUGGUGAUCUUGUCAUGGUUAAAGUUAAUGUUUUCGGAUUUGUAACAAAUGUAAUAUAUAUGGCUGUGUAUUACUAUUAUUCUCCACAUACGAGAGAUACGCUUAUGUUAAUAAGUAAAGCAGUAGGUUUGAUAGCAGUGUUCUUAACUUAUGCUCAAAUGGAACAUCCUGACAAAGUAGAAUACAGAUUUGGUAUAAUCGUAACUAUUUUACUUUAUCUUUUAAUAGCAUCACCACUUAUACAUCUUAAAAAUAUUAUAAAGACCAAAGAUACGUCGAUUCUUCCAUUCCCGCUUAUUGUUAUGGGUACUGCAGUAUCGUUCCAAUGGUUGUUGUACGGCAUUAUUAUAAAUAAUAUUUUUGUGAUAUUUCAGAACUCUGUCGGUUUUCUUCUAUCGGUUAUUCAAUUGUCAUUGUUUGUUAUUUUUCCAUCUAAAUCUUCGAAAACUUCAAUGCCAGAGAAGAAAAAGGAUUAAAAGUAUUAUCAGAAUAGUUUUUUAAUUGACAUAACAAAUUAUAUUAUAUUACUUAAUAAAUACGUAUAAUAGGUAUAUUAAAGUUAACAAUAUUGAACGUGUAUUUGAAACACGUGAUAAUCCGUGAAAUGGAAAAUUCACGAAUACAUUAUACAAAUCAAGAUCAGGAUUCAUUAAUUACACGUUACUUAACACGUGCAAUAAGAAAAAAAAAAAAA